Molecule: messenger RNA, 3136 nt
Organism: Paramisgurnus dabryanus
Lineage: Eukaryota; Metazoa; Chordata; Actinopteri; Cypriniformes; Cobitidae
Gene: prmt8a
Product: protein arginine N-methyltransferase 8-B
Biological process (GO): peptidyl-arginine methylation, to asymmetrical-dimethyl arginine; chromatin remodeling
Cellular component (GO): plasma membrane
Molecular function (GO): protein-arginine omega-N asymmetric methyltransferase activity; protein-arginine omega-N monomethyltransferase activity; histone methyltransferase activity
Source: RefSeq, a predicted model, not a curated record
UAGCCCACACUGUCACAUUCAGAGGAUGGAGGCGAGGUGAAAACACAUCUCAGUGCCUCAUGCCGCUACAUUUAAAGGAAUACAACUAAUUUCUCCUUUAAGAUCAGAUGGGAAGCUGGACCACAAACCGGCAUUAUGCACAUCUGUCCUUAAACAUGCGCUACACAUCGGAGAAACUUUAAAUGUCCGAUGCGCUAUCUUUUCCAGAAGGGACGAUAAAUCUUUCAAGAUCUGAAAUGGAGAUGUGAAGCAGCGUCUAUGAAUCACUUUUAUUAACUGAUCGACGAUUCAGAUUAAAGAAUAAACCACUUGCGGCUUUUCAUGCCUCGCUGCAAUAACGAUGAAGAUUCCUGCGCGUAAAGGAUCUAAGACCUCUAAUGGGACUUUAUUCCGUGUCAAACACUUUAAUUGAUCAGAUGAUGUGUAGAUCUCCUAUUACUCAAGACACGAGCGAGAAAAACGUGUUUCUUAUUAGUAUUUUCCCACGGUAUGGAGAGCUCGCCAUGCGCUCCUCUGGGAACGACUGCUGGUAACUUUUACGCAAUGGAUUCAGGAGGGAUUGCAACAAGUUUAAAGAGUCGUUUAUCUUCUGGAACAUGAUUAUAGUUUAUUCUAUGACUUUAUGGUAGCAAACAGUGUCGGGAUUUUGAAAGACUUUGGAUUUUGAAAAGGUUUUUUCGCGCAAACCGGAACAAAAUCCGUUGGCUCAUAUGGGAAUGAAACACUCAUCCCGUUGUUUGCUCCUCAGGAGAAAAAUGGCGGAUUCGGAGAACACUGAGGAGAUGCUAAAAGACGAAGUAAGAACGUUAACAUACAGGAACUCUAUGUACCAUAACAAACACAUCUUCAAGGACAAGAUUGUACUGGACGUGGGAAGUGGAACUGGCAUCCUCUCUAUGUUUGCUGCCAAAGCUGGAGCCAAGCACGUGUACGGGAUCGAAUGCUCAAGCAUAUCAGAAUACUCUGAGAAAAUCAUCAAGGCCAAUCAUCUGGAUAGUGUUAUAACCAUCUUUAAAGGAAAAGUGGAGGAGACAGAGCUUCCAGUAGAUCAGGUGGACAUCAUCAUCUCCGAGUGGAUGGGCUAUUGUCUAUUUUACGAAUCGAUGCUGAAUACUGUCAUCUAUGCCAGAGAUAAGUGGCUGAAACCUGGAGGUUUGAUGUUCCCAGACAGGGCUGCUCUUUAUGUGGUAGCCAUUGAAGACAGGCAGUACAAGGACUUUAAGAUUCACUGGUGGGAGAACGUUUAUGGCUUCGACAUGACCUGCAUCAGGAACGUAGCCAUGAAAGAGCCGCUAGUGGACACCGUGGACACGAAACAAGUCGUAUCCAACGCCUGCCUGAUCAAGGAAGUUGACAUCUACACAGUGAAGCCAGAAGACCUGUCAUUCACAUCCUCCUUCUGUCUGCAGAUCCAGAGAAAUGACUAUGUACACGCUCUGGUCACCUACUUCAACAUAGAGUUCACCAAGUGUCAUAAAAAGACUGGCUUCUCUACAGCACCAGACGCUCCGUUCACACACUGGAAACAAACAGUGUUUUAUCUGGAGGAGUAUCUGACUGUGAAAAGAGGAGAAGAGAUAGUGGGCAGUGUCACCAUGAAGCCAAACGAGAAAAAUGCACGUGAUCUUGACUUUUCCUUCGAGUUGGAUUUUAAAGGGCAGCUAUGUGAGGCCGCUAUCGCUCACGACUAUAAGAUGCGCUAAGUGUCCUGGAGUGGAUGAUACGGAGAUCCUGAUGCCACUUGAAAAAGCAGAGGCAAGGGCCACUACUGCUGGAGAAACAGAGAUCCAGACCGAAGCUAUUGUGUCUGGGAGACUUGCCGGCAUUUGGAAGCGCUGUGGCACUUCUAGCUAUAGCAGCUUUGACUUUGCCAACAAUAGCCUGCAUUAGUAUGCCAUCUUUACGACUGUUCAGGGGCCAACUUGUGUGCCCGUCUUAAACAAAUGAAUGUUAUUGUCCUAUGAAUGUUAAACGUUUGUUUAUGUUUUGUUGUGGUUUAGGGAUGGGAUGUUCAGGAUGAUAAAGUCUGUGCCUCUCUAUCAAUAAUAUUUCAGCUAAGCAUUAUUCAACAUUUCUGUGUUUGAGAACAACUCAGUUUGCAUAUUUAUAAUCCCUAUUAUUAGCCAAAGCAGUAUUGCACAAUAUAGUUACAAUGCAGUAAUGUAAGUCAUCUUGUAGGUUUAGGAUCAGGAAAAAUUUUAGCGGCAUCUAGUGGUUAGAUGGCGAAUUGCAAGCAACAGCUCACCCCCAAUUUCAAAACGCAUAUGUAAGGAGACCCACGGUGUGUAUGUAGAUAAAAGUGGCUAAUUUUAAUGUAAUAAAAACAAUAUAGUUCAUUAUGUAAGGUGUUUAUACACCACUGAUAAUAUAGUUAUGUAUAUUAUAUUGCAUUUCUGACAAGAGAUCCUUUUAAAAGUUAACCAAUGCAUCUUUAAUUGCAAUAUUUUGCAUAACACACCAACCAAGAUCUAUUUAAAUACGUUUAAUAUCAUAUAAUGGAAAGUAAAUAUUGUGCAAUGAAUUUUGCAAUAUUGCACUGAAAAAAAAAUCAUUAAAUUUACUCAAUUUUUAAAGUAAGUGGUUGCAAUCAAUUUAUUUAAGCUACAUUUAAACAAAAAAUUAGUAAAAUAAAAUUAAAAAACUUUUGUUUAAAUGUAGCUUAAAUAAAUUGAUUGCAACCACUUACCUUAAAAAAAUUGAGUAAAUUGAAUGAAUCAUUUUUUUCAGUGUGUAUCUCCAGAAUUAACAGUAUUUUUUGUUAUUUAAAAUGUGAGGUUUAUGUUCCAUUUUAUGCCAUUAUAUGGAGAAUAAUGAAAACAAUAUGAAAUAAACUAGCUUAAAAUUUAUUGAAUAUUAUAUAAAUAUUAAUAGGUGUACAAUAGCAUGCUAUAGUGAUGACGUUUUGGCUGUUUAUAGAACAUAAUAAUGCUGUAAAGACAGAUAAAAUACGAGAAUGAUGGAUAAUAAUAAAUAAAAUACAUCUAUGAUCAUCAAGAAUAAUGAAAGAUUUAUGAUGUUAAGAAAAAUUUGUGAUGUAAGAUGGUGGUUGUUUGAACUAAUAAAUCAGUUAUUUGUAGUGUCUAAUAAAGAUUUUGACAUCCAUUUGCCUGCAUUUUGAAUAAACUUCCACAAGGGG